This is a messenger RNA of Linum tenue, 2321 nucleotides long. Lineage: Eukaryota; Viridiplantae; Streptophyta; Magnoliopsida; Malpighiales; Linaceae. The record is from the annotation of a GenBank genome assembly.
ACUCAGUGGCUAAAAAAAGGAAGGCAGAAGGGAAGAGAAACAGAGCAUUUCCCUUUUUCUUUAUCUUCUCUCCUUCUUCGUUUCCCUUUCCCGAUUCUUGCAUACAGCAGCAGACAAUUUGAGAAUGUGCUGUGCGGCUGAGGUUUAAGAGAGAGUGGGAGGCAGAGGAAGAUCUUUGCUUUGUUCGUUUUGGGUAUUUUGUUUAAGCUCGCCGGAGAUUGAUGGCGAGCAUGUCGUCGGACGACGAGCAGCAGAGUGAGGAGAGAUGCGGCAGCUACAGCUUGAGCGCCGACGUCAGCGAGUCGGAGAGCAGCAGCAGCUUCUCCUGUCGCAGGUUCGACGGCGGCGAGGGUGCUUCCAGCUCCAUGACCCCGUCUCCUCGAGGUGAGAGCUUCUGCUUCCCGCCGGCGGGGUUUGUGCUUCCUGUCGUCGGCGGCGGAAGGAAGGAUCUGGGUUGGGACGAGAAAGUUCAGAAGCGAGGGGACGGCGAUUUGUCUGAAGUUGAGAUGAUGAUGGAGAGAUUCGCAAAGCUGCUAUUGGGGGAGGACAUGUCUGGAAGUGGGAAAGGAGUCUGCACCGCGCUCGCCAUUUCAAACGCCAUUACCAAUCUCUCUGCAGCUACUGUGUUCGGCGAGCUAUGGAGGCUGGAGCCUCUGGCGGCGCAGAAGAAAUCAAUGUGGCGGAGAGAAAUGGAGUGGCUUCUCUGCGUGAGCGAUUCGAUAGUGGAGCUCGUGCCUUCGAUUCAGAAGUUCCCUGGCGGAGGGACUUACGAGAUUAUGGCAAGUAGACCGAGGUCGGAUCUCUACAUGAACCUUCCGGCAUUGAAGAAGCUCGAUGCAAUGCUGAUAGGGAUGCUCGAUGAGUUCAGAGAGACCGAGUUUUGGUACGUGGAUCGGGGGAUUGUUGUGGCGGAGGAGCGGGAUGAGGAGGGUUUGUAUCCACCUGGUUUCUCCGGUGGGCGGCCUUCGAUUCGGCAGGAAGAGAAGUGGUGGCUGCCUUGUCCAAAAGUGCCUCCCAAAGGGCUUUCAGAGGACGCGAGGAAGAAGCUGCAGCAGUUUAGGGAUUGCACUAAUCAGAUACUGAAGGCUGCCAUGGCGAUCAAUAGCAGUGUGCUUGCUGAGAUGGAAAUUCCUGCUGCAUACUUGGAAACCUUGCCAAAGAGUGGCAGAGCUUGCUUGGGUGAUCUCAUUUAUCGAUAUGUGACGGCUGAGCACUUCUCGCCGGAAGCACUUCUCGACCACCUGGAUAUUACAACGGAGCAUCAGGCCACAGAAAUCGCUAACAAGAUCGAAGCAGCAUUGCAUGUUUGGAAGCGGAAGGACCAGAAGAAGCACCAUAAAGGUCUUCCGAAAGGUCAUAAGCAUCAUCCAUCUGUUUUGAUCAAUGGUUCCAAGGUUCGAAUCCAAGAUUAUAGGCGUUCGACAUUAGGGAGCAAGGUGAAGGGUCUUGUUGUUGCUAAUGGCGAGAAGAAGCAUUGCUUGGCUCAACGAGCAGAGACCUUGUUACACUGCUUGCACCUACGGUUUCCGGGUCUCCCACAGACUGCCCUAGACAUGAACAAGAUUCAGUAUAACAAGGAUGUUGGGCAGUCGAUUCUGGAAAGUUACUCAAGAGUGAUGGAGAGCUUGGCAUUCAACAUCAUGGCGCGGAUCGACGAUGUUGUUUUUGUGGACGACGCCACAAAGCAAUGUGUGGCAGAAGAAGCUGCAGCUGCUUCAGUCUUCAACAGAGGCGGUCUAGGCGGACUCCCUAUUCAGAAGCGAAUGUCACCUAGCCCCUUCUCCAUCCAACACAGCCCCUUUGCAUCUCCAUUUGCCACUCCGACUUUCUGCUCGUCGACCCCAUUGGCUGGCAGCCCAGAAAGGCAACAGCAGGUGUUGAACAAAAUCAUUAACGAGGAUCGGAAGCUAGGGAAGUCAUUCCCGUUGGAGUAUGACAAGAUAUGGUCGUAUACCGGCAAUCUGAGUGCACGGAGAGUAUCUUCUGGAGAUGCCCCGGAGAGAGAUUGACGACUUUCAGAUUACAUGAAGGUUCUGCUGAAUCACAUUCCUCAGGACGCCUCGAAGAUAGUUUAUAGUAGAAGACUUGGUAGAUUGGUAGUAGAAUUGGUGGUAGUAUCUAACCUUGUAUAUGGUUUAGCAAUAGAAGAACCUUGUUAAAGUUUUGGCCAUGCCCUUAUCAACUGCUAGUUGAGGAAUAGGCUUACUUCUGUCCAUCACUGUUGACUUAUAACUCUAUCCUACUCUAUCGAGCCUUUUUCAGGCCAAUUUCUCAAGUGCCUCCCGAGCUCUUAAAGCAAAUUCACAAGCAUAUUCAAGAAC